Messenger RNA from Monosiga brevicollis MX1, 2019 nucleotides. RefSeq lists its product as uncharacterized. Lineage: Eukaryota; Choanoflagellata; Craspedida; Salpingoecidae. The coding region runs from base 1 to 2019 and encodes 672 amino acids. The transcript is spliced from 15 exons. The record is from RefSeq and is a predicted model, not a curated record.
AUGGCGGGACAAGGCGAGGAGGACGAUCUGGCCGAGCUAGACAAGUUCUUGCAUGAGACGCAAACGCUGGUUGAGCCAGUUGCAUUGCCUAGCACGGAAACAACAAAUCGUGUGGCUGCUGCGCCUCACCAGGACUCACCCAGCUCGGUGGCCAGUCGAUCGGUGGUGCCUUCUCUUCCCAAAGAGGAGGAGUAUCGAUACACCGUUCUUGCCAAUCAGCUUCUGGGCGCCUGGCACCGCGCACCGGCCUUGCCUCUUGACCCAGAGGCGCAAUCACUUGUUGAACCUGCCCUUGCAGCUAUUCAAUCCCGUAGCCAGCUUGCUCCUAGCCGAUACCGGAAUGUUCUCCUGUGGAAUCGACAGUAUCAGGUGGACCUGGUGCGCACGCUGAGCGAGCUCCGCUUUCAAAUGCACACCGUUCAAGCCGAGCUCAGGGCCAUCAACGAGUACGGUCUCGAUGCUCUUGAUGCCACGACCACGACUGCCCGAAGCCGUGGCAAUAAAGGACCACGUCGUGCCCGCGAUGCGGGUGCUUUGGCCAAACAAGAGAUUCACUUGACUGCCCAGCUGCGUGCUCCUCGACCUGAGCUGGAACUUUUUGUGGGCCAGACGGCCACCCAUCCGGCUGAAACGGCUGCUGACACCUACUUGGAAUCGACAGUACUACCUGGCCAGCUGCCUUUGUCGACGCUUGAUACGGUGCAUGCUCGCUAUACACCAAAAACUGCUGCACGCUGGACUGUGGAAGAGUCUCGGAAGCUUCACACGGCUGUCCUUCAGCAGCUGCGUCAGCGACUUUGCGCCCAGGUCCAGCACGAAGCGACAUUUACAUCUUUAGAAAGCACCCCCGUAGCCAAGCUCUCGGCAUCCCAGCUCAAGCUCAAGGUCGAGCUUGAUCGCCGCCUGCACGAGGUGGCCACUGCCGUUCCCUCGCGAUCGGCACUAGCAUGUGCAUUGCAAUGGAAUGUCAUCAACCCUGUGCGGCAUCGCUCUUGGAGUAAGGAGGAUGAUAAACGCCUUCGCGAGCUUGUGCUUUCGCGACCCCACCAGACGUGGGCAUGGUACACUGAGCAGCUACAACAGGAUCGACAUCCGGUUGAUGUCUUCAUGCACUGGCAGCAAGCCAUCAACCCAUCGUUGGUGAAACGAAACUGGAGCUCAGCUGACGACGAUCGACUGCGCACCGUCAUGCGUCGCAUUGGCAAUAGCGAUUGGACGGCCGUGGCCCAAGCCAUGGGAGAUCGGACGCCGCAGCAGUGCAACUUGCGCUGGACAAAAGUGCUUGAUCCCCGGCUGGCGAGUGGACCUUGGUCGGACCAAGAGCUAACGCAACUAAGGACUGGCGUGCAAAUGUUCAGCGGCUCGUGCCGACCCGUUCAGACCAACAAUGCCGUGAGCGCUACGAAAACCUUGAACGCACCGAUAUCUGCCGAGGUGCUUGGACACCGGAAGAAGAUGCAUGUUUGCGAGAAGGCGUGGCACGUUUCGCCCACAGCUGGACGCAGGUCGUGGAGCAUAUGUCGCAGCAUGGCUUCCCCCGAACAGACAACCAAUGCGCGCGACGUUAUUCUUCCUGUACUCUUCCUGACUAAGCCACGUACGAUACACAGGUUUGAAAAGCUUGAUCCCCAGGCAGCCCUGGACCAUCUGCAAGCUACACAUGGAAAGGAGCAGGUGCAGGUCUCGCGGGGUGGUGUGAAGCGCCGAUAUUUAACCCAUGCUUCGGCACUGGACGAAACUGCGGUGUCCCCUGAGGCGCAAGCAUCCAAGAAAAUGCAUCGAUUGCAGCGUGUGGUCGAAGGUCCCCGUCGUCCGCGUGGCCGCCCGCACUCGGGUUGCAACCAAAUCAUGGUCAGCUUUAGAUGCGAAGGAACCACGAACAUUCCCAGCAUUCAUAUGAAAACUCAGAAACUGAUUCUGAUUCUUCAAGAAUACAAUGAACCAAUGAACCUCAUUUGGCACGCACACAACAACGAACCGACCCAGAGUGAUAUAUGUGCCAGUAACCACGCGUCGUAG